AUGGCUUUCAGGAGGAAAAGGUCCGACAUUUCCUUUCGUCGGCCAUCUUGCGCCGGGGCGGAACCACUCCUAUUUAUUUUAUUUUUUUUUUUUUGUCCCUCGGAAAUAAUUUAUUUUCUUUUUUUAUCGUUUUUCUUCUUUUUCUAUUUUGCUUCUUUCUUUCUUGUUCUCUUUUCUUUUUUCUUAUACGCUUUUGUUCUUUUUUUAUUAUUUUACUAUUUUUUUAUUCUUUUAUUCUAUUCAUUCUUUAUUCUGUCAUUUCUUUGUUGUUUUUACCCUAAAAAAUAUUUCACUUCUUUUUUUUCGUUCAUUUAUUCUCCUAAUUCUUCUUUUAUUUUUCAGGAUAAGUUAUCUUUUAAUAGACUCUAUUCUUCUUUCAAUUUUUUUCUAUAUAUUUUUUUUCUUCUUUUUGUCCAUCAUUGCUUAUUUAUUUUUUCUUCUUAUUUUCUCUGUCUUCUUUCUUCUAUGCUUUUUCUUUCGUGCGUUUCCUCACUUAGUAACUUCUUUUUUUUAUUGCCUCCUUGUUUAUUUCCCUCCUCUAGUUUUCUUUAUGUUUCUAUUAAUUUAUUCCAUUUUCCAUUUUCUUUGAUUUCGUUUUCUUUCUCUGCUGCCAUGAUACCAUUGGUUUUCUUAUGCAACCCUCUUUUCCCUUCCUUUUUAACUUAUUUUCUUUGCUUUAUCUUUUCUUCUUAUUCUACUCUUCUUCCUUUGUCUACGAGCAAAGGAAAUGGCAACCUAAGUAUAGAAACGCAAGAUUACGGCUGGGCCACAACAUUCUCCGUCAAAAUGGCUGGCAUUUUGCUCUGGUCUAAUAAUGUCCAUCCGGGGAUUUCAAAAUACACUCUUCUCCCAGCAUCCUCUCUUUUGCUUACGUCUCCGCUCCCUAAGCGCUCUGUCAAUACUCUUUUCUUUUAUUCAUUCACUCUUUCUUUCUUUCUUUCUUUCUUUCUUUCUUUCUUUCUUUCUUUCUAA
Acanthosepion pharaonis is the source of this 972-nucleotide messenger RNA. NCBI's taxonomy places the organism in Eukaryota, Metazoa, Mollusca, Cephalopoda, Sepiida, Sepiidae. The record is from the annotation of a GenBank genome assembly.